ACAGUUUCUUCUGUUUCGGCCUCAGGAAAGACAGCCAAAACACUAGAGACCUCGCCAUGGGUAAGGUGAAGGGAAAGCAUCGUCUUGAUAAGUAUUAUCGCCUCGCUAAGGAGCAAGGUUAUCGAUCGCGAGCCUCAUGGAAGCUUGCUCAGCUCGAUACCAAGUUCUCUUUCCUCCGUUCCGCCCAUGGUGUCCUCGAUCUCUGCGCCGCUCCCGGUGGUUGGAUGCAGGUCGCCGUUCAGCGUGUUCCCGUUGGCAGUCUCGUCCUCGGUAUAGAUCUCGUUCCGAUUGCGCCGAUUCGUGGGGCGGUGGCGAUGGAGCAGGAUAUCACCAGGCCUGAGUGCAGGUCGAAGAUCAAGCAGGUGAUGGAAAAACAUGGUGCUAGGGCUUUUGAUUUGGUUCUGCACGAUGGGUCUCCGAAUGUCGGUGGUGCGUGGGAUCAGGAGGCCAUGAGCCAAAACGCUUUGGUUAUCGAUUCCGUGAAGUUGGCUACCGAGUUCUUGUCCCCGAAAGGGACUUUCGUUACCAAGGUUUUCAGGUCACGGGACUACAACUCUGUGCUCUUCUGUCUUAAGCAGCUUUUUGAGAAAGUGGAAGUUUUUAAACCACCAGCUAGUCGUUCAGCUUCUGCUGAAACAUAUCUGUUGGGUCUGAAGUAUAAAGCUCCUGCCAAGAUUGAUCCUCGCCUUCUUGAUGUCAGACAUCUCUUUCAGGGUGCUAUAGAACCCUCAAGAAAGGUUGUGGAUGUGCUUAGAGUGUCAAAACAGAAAAGACACCGUGAUGGGUAUGAAGAUGGAGAGUCGAUUGUGAGGAAAGUUGCGUCAGCAGCUGAUUUCAUCUGGUCGGAAAGUCCUCUUGAGAUCCUUGGUUCUGUUACCACUAUAUCCUUUGAUGAUCAAGCUUCUUUACCUAUAAAAGAACAUGAUUUGACGACAGAAGAGGUUAAAAUUCUUUGUGAUGAUCUACCUGUUUUGGGGAAGAAUGACUUCAAACAUCUCCUAAAGUGGCGAAUGCAACUCCGGAAGGCUCUAUCUCCUUCACGGAAGGAAAGUUCGAAGAAGGAUCCUGAUGCCGAAAAGGAAGAGGAGGAAAAUGAUGAUGAUAAACUUCUCAAUGAAUUGGAGGAGUUGACAAACGCGACAGACCGCAAGAAGAAACGGGAGAAGAAGCUCCUUGCAAAACGACGAGCUAAGGAUAAGUUGCGGAAGGCAACAGGUGCACAGAUAGAUGCCCUUGAAGAUGGUUAUGUAGACCAUGAGUUAUUCUCUCUUUCUUCUAUCAAGGGGAAGAAAGACCUGAUGGCAGUUGACAAUAAUGAAGAUGGUAAUGCCAAUGACAGUGAGAAUGACGGACGUCGUGAGGGAACCUCAGAGGUGUCUGACAGUGACAUAGACACUGAUGAAGAACGCCAGAGAUACAACGAACACAUGGAAGAGAUUUUUGAUGAGGCCUAUGACCGUUAUAUGGCAAAAAAGGAAGGGAGCGCUAAGCAAAGGAAGCGAGCUAGGCAAGUCUACGCUGAAAAAUUGGAGGACGGUGAUGGUGAUGAAGAAAUUCUAUCUGAUAAUGAUUCAGACAAGAACGAGGGCAAUGAUGAGGCAAACCCUCUGAUGGUACCCCUCGAUGAUGGGGAAGCCGCAACGCAAGAGGAGAUUGCCAAUAAAUGGUUCAGUCAAGAUAUCUUUGCGGAAGCUGUGGAGGAAGGAGACUUGGGAAAAGAUGACAGUGAAGACGAAAUGCAGGUCCAAAAACAGAACAAAAAUCCGUCUAAAGCCGACAAAUCAAUGGAGAAGAAGCUGAAGUCAAGCACGUCUGCUGAUCAGAUCCAGCCCAAGAGUACCAAAAAUGAAGAUGGCUUUGAGAUAGUCCCAACACCAGCCACGGAUUCAAGCUCCGACUCAUCCUCUGACGAGUCUGACGAAGAAGACGUCAACUCGAAAGCCGAGAUACUUGCCUAUGCCAAGAAAAUGCUUAGGAAGAAGCAGAGAGAGCAGAUGCUUGACGAUGCCUAUAACAAGUACAUGUUUGACGACGAGGGUUUACCCAAAUGGUUUUUGGAUGACGAGAAACGUCACAGGCAGUCAAUAAAACCUAUCACGAAGGAGGAGGUUGCAGCCAUGAGAGCUCAAUUCAAAGAGAUCAAUGCUCGUCCUGCGAAGAAAGUGGCCCAGGCCAAGGCAAGGAAGAAGCGAGCUGCCAUGAAAAGGAUGGAGAAGGUACGGAAGAAGGCGAACAGUAUAUCAGACCAAGCAGACAUUUCAGACCGAUCAAAGAGCAAGAUGAUCGAACAGCUAUACAAGAAAGCAGAGCCUAAAAGGCCUAAGAAGGAAUACGUGGUGGCGAAGAAGGGAGUCGGGGUGAAGGUCGGGAAGGGUCAAGUGAGAGUGGACCGGAGGAUGAAGAAGGACUCGAGGUCUCGUGGCGUGGGCAAAGCCGGUAAGAAGGGGAAGAAAGGCGGUCAUGGCGGCGGUGGCAAGGCACAGAAAGGGAAAGGUUCUGCCGGCAAGAAAGGGAAGAGAGCCGCUUAAAGAUUGUUCAUUCACAUGGCAAUUUUUUAUGGACCGCAGAUCAAACAUGCUGUAAUUUUCCCUCUCUCCUCUAUUUUAGGUGAGAAAUUAGAUUGAUGCUUUUUCUAUAGAGUGGAAACCCUGAGGAACUUUUUGGAGCAAUCAAACCACUAAAUUAAAAUUAUAAAUGUUUCGUUUCUUAA
Tarenaya hassleriana is the source of this 2710-nucleotide messenger RNA. Its product is annotated as putative rRNA methyltransferase. Gene Ontology annotation, biological process: maturation of LSU-rRNA from tricistronic rRNA transcript (SSU-rRNA, 5.8S rRNA, LSU-rRNA); rRNA methylation; maturation of 5.8S rRNA from tricistronic rRNA transcript (SSU-rRNA, 5.8S rRNA, LSU-rRNA). Bases 57 to 2528 code for a protein of 823 amino acids. NCBI's taxonomy places the organism in Eukaryota, Viridiplantae, Streptophyta, Magnoliopsida, Brassicales, Cleomaceae. The transcript has 11 exons. Gene Ontology annotation, molecular function: rRNA (guanine) methyltransferase activity; rRNA (uridine-2'-O-ribose)-methyltransferase activity. Gene Ontology annotation, cellular component: nucleolus; preribosome, large subunit precursor; nucleus. The record is from RefSeq and is a predicted model, not a curated record.